Molecule: messenger RNA, 756 nt
Organism: Adineta steineri
Lineage: Eukaryota; Metazoa; Rotifera; Eurotatoria; Adinetida; Adinetidae
Source: the annotation of a GenBank genome assembly
AUGCCUUGUACAGAAGAAUCCGAACAUUGGAAUUAUGAUAAUCCAUCUGAAUGGCCAAAAUAUUUUUCAGCAGCGUCUGGUUUAUCUCAAUCACCUAUUGAUAUAAAUAUAAAUGAAAGUAUUUCUCAGUCAUAUCCACCAUUUGUAUUUUCUUCAAAAUAUUAUUCGGAUGAAUUAUUUAAAUUAACAAAUAAUGGUCAUCAGGUAGCGGUAACAUUAGCUGAUCGUACAUAUGGACAAAGUGAUAAAGAUUUAUGGUUUACAGGUGGUGGUAUAGAAGGAACAUUUUUUUUUGUUAAUUUUCAUUUACAUUGGGGACGAAAUGAUCGACAUGGUUCCGAACAUCAAAUAAAUGGAUAUCGUUUUCCAGCUGAAGCACAUGUUGUUUUUAAAAAUCCGGCAACAGGACAAUUAGCUGUAUUUGCAUUUUUAUUUACUAUUACUAAUGAUCCAUCUGGAGAAAAUCUUGAAUGGAAAAAAUAUACUGAUGUAUCGAGUCAAUUAAAAAAUGCCAAUGAUACAAUGCAAUGUAUGUUUAACCUAAGUCGAUUAAUGCAAGUUAAUGAAAGAAGUUUUAUUCGUUAUAUGGGAAGUUUAACAACACCACCAUGUAGUGAAGGUGUUAUUUGGACAAUAUUUACAAAUACAAUUCCAAUAAAUGAAGAUAGUGUAAAUCAAUUACGUCAAAAUCUUAUGAGAAAAGUUUAUCGACCUGUACAACCACUUAAUAAUCGACCAAUUUUUCGAAGUUACUAA